Molecule: messenger RNA, 442 nt
Organism: Aspergillus heteromorphus CBS 117.55
Lineage: Eukaryota; Fungi; Ascomycota; Eurotiomycetes; Eurotiales; Aspergillaceae
Exons: 2
Source: RefSeq, a predicted model, not a curated record
GUCGGUUUUUUUUAUAUACAAUCUUUUUGAGGGGCAAACCUCCAGACGAUAAUCACACAGUCUGAUAAAGUCUUGCGUGAGGAUUACAUCUAACUAAGAAGAACCAAGGUCUGAUUAAUAAACUAGGUUUCAUCGGCAUUCCACAACCUGAUCUCUUGAGACCAAGUUCCAUUACAAAGUCAAGAAAAGACAAGAACAACCAGACACAAAAUGUUCCUCGCCUCUCUCCCCCCCGACACUCCCUUCACCCUCACCGUCAUUGGCACACAACCCCACACGCCCCCGGCCCUCCGCGCAACCCUAACCUCUCUCCUCGACGCCGCCAAAGCAAACCACCUCCUCGCCCACACCGAAACCCUCACCCAGCACCCAGACUCUAAUUCCAACUCCUCCCCCUCCGAACUCCACCUCACCUACUGGCCACCCCUUCCUACCAAGCAUG